Molecule: messenger RNA, 581 nt
Organism: Magnolia sinica
Lineage: Eukaryota; Viridiplantae; Streptophyta; Magnoliopsida; Magnoliales; Magnoliaceae
Product: MICOS complex subunit MIC10-like
Exons: 3
Coding region: 19-372 (117 amino acids)
Cellular component (GO): mitochondrial inner membrane; MICOS complex; mitochondrion
Source: RefSeq, a predicted model, not a curated record
UACACCGCAUAACCGUCCAUGCCCUCUUACCGAGCGGAAACACGCCCUUAUUCCAUGGAGGAAAACAAGGAAAAGAAGGAAGGAGCAGCACAGCUGUAUGACUUGAAUGCAAAAUGGGAUACUUGCUUCGAUCUAACUAUCCGUCGCUUUGUCUAUUCUUCUCUGUCUGGUGCUUUUGGUGGUCUCCUUCUCUUCAGAAGCCCUGUGACACGAUGGGCAUCGGUAGCUUUUGGUGCGGGUGUGGGCAUUGGAACAUCAUAUACAGAGUGUUCUUACAAAUUUGACGCCUAUCCUUCAAUGUGGACAUCUCCAAAAACUUCUAUUCCUCAGGCUGCUUCCCAAGUAAGGCUUGAGGAGAAACGUGAUAAAUGACAAUGAAGUCUACCGGUGUGACAAAAACUGAAGCCAGUGGGACCCAUAAUUCUUACCGGAGUUUUUGAAGUUGAGCAUGUCUUGUUCUUUUUUUUUUUUCUUUUUUUUCUUUUUUUUUUUUUUUUCCUUUUUUUUUUUGCCCCGUCUUUUUAACUGCUUUUGACAGAUUUAUUACCUUUGGUGGCCAUUUGUGGUAGAUUUUUUUUUUU